Molecule: messenger RNA, 351 nt
Organism: Rotaria socialis
Lineage: Eukaryota; Metazoa; Rotifera; Eurotatoria; Philodinida; Philodinidae
Source: the annotation of a GenBank genome assembly
AUGGCACGUAUCAAUCGAGAACAAUUGCAAAAGCGGAUUGUACAACACUACAUAAACAUAGCAAACAAAAAAAGACGAAUUAAAAUAAAGCAUUUUUUACAAGAAAAAAUUCCUCGUCAAACCACAUAUAGUAUCAUUAACAAGUACGAAGAUUCUGCCUAUGUUGGUGACAAACCAAGAUCUGGUCGUCCAAAGAAAUUGUCUCGUGGAAAAUUAACAAAACUCAAACGUCUUGUUAAUAAAAAAACUUCUUCGAAAAUCCGGAUUAUUUCGGAUUGCCACCUUAAAAAUCCGAUUAAUACACUAAAAAAUCCAAGUUUUCCAAAAAAAUCGGAUGAUAAUCGAUUAUAA